AUGACAACGACAACACCACCUUCUACACUCAAGCCAAUCAGAAGCGCGGCGAUCUUGAUAAUUGGAGACGAAAUCUUGAACGGGAAAAUACUAGACACCAACUCCUACCACUUUGCCCGCUUCUGUUUCAACAACUUGGCAAUUCCCCUCAAAAGGACCAUCGUUUGUGGGGACGACGAGCUCGAUAUAAAGAAUUCAUUGGACGUGUUGCUCAAGCAGGACAAAGUGGACUUUGUAGUAACUUCGGGCGGCUUGGGCAGCACGCAUGACGAUAUCACCUACCAAGUGUUGGCCAGCUAUUUCAAUCUCGACUACAAACUAGACGAGGAAGUGGUGAAGAAAAUGCAUUCGCUAAGAGACGGGUACUUGUCAACACUAAGCAAAGACCAAUUGGGUGCGUUCUACCGAAUGGCGACAUUGCCCGUGGCUUCAAAGGAUAGCCCCAUCUCAACAAAGAACCUAUUCUUUGAUGAAAAAUUGUGGUUCCCCAUUUUGGAAAUAGACCAAUCGGUAUAUGUCUUGCCUGGAGUGCCGCAACUCUUUACGCAGCUUUUAAAUGACAUGGAGCCAUUUUUGAAAAGGAGAGUUGCUCCCACAAACUUGAGCCGGAGGUACGUGGUGACAAAGACGGGAGAGACCCAGCUAGCUCCCUAUCUCACUAGACUACAACAGGAUUGCAUAGCCAAGCACGGUGAAGGGGUAGUGAAGCUCGGCAGCUACCCACACAUGGACCUGAAGGUGAACACAAUCAGCAUCAUAGGUAAAGACCUCGAAAACCCAAGCGUUUUGAACGGAAUAGUUGGAGACUUGAUAGAAAAUGUUGGAGGAGACGCCAAAGAGAUUUCACAGGAGGAGGAAGAUAAAUUGAGGUGA
Molecule: messenger RNA, 873 nt
Organism: Lodderomyces beijingensis
Lineage: Eukaryota; Fungi; Ascomycota; Pichiomycetes; Serinales; Debaryomycetaceae
Source: the annotation of a GenBank genome assembly